AUGCUGCUUGGAGACUUCAACUUUCACAUUGACAACCCCACCUGCAAACAAGCAUCUGAUUUCCUGGAUCUGCUCGACACCCUAAAUCUCACCCAGCAUGUGCACUCCCCCACCCACUCCCAUGGCCACACCCUCGACCUUGUCUGCUCCACCGGCAUCUCCAUCCACCAUCUCUCCACCACCAACCUCUAUAUAUCUGAUCACCUGGCUGUCACUUUCAACGUCAACCCCCCCACCACCCCCCCCCCCCACCCCCCCACCCCCCCUCUGCCUCACAGUGAAAAACGACAAAUUACCUUCAGAAACCUCAAAUCCAUCUCACCACAGGACCUCUCCGCUUCCCUAUCUACCACCCUCACUGCAUCCCCUCCCUCACCAUCUGCUAAACUUCCUGACCUAAUCAACUACUACAACAACACUCUAUCCUCCUGCCUGGACCAGCUCGCACCUCUCAAAACAAAAACAGUUUCAUUCAGACACUCUGCCCCCUGGUAUACUUCAGAACUACACAAAAUGAAAUCCCAUAAACGCCAACUGGAACGUCUAUACCGCAAAACCGGCCUCACUGUCCAUCUCCAAACCUACACCGACCACCUCCACCUAUACAGAACAGCCCUCAAAUCCGCCCGCUCAUCCUAUUACUCCAACCUCAUCAACUCCGGCUCCAAUAACCAAAAGGUUCUUUUCUCCACCGUCAAAAAACUGCUCCACCCCAUAGACAAUACCUCCAUCACCUUCACCCCGGAAAAAUGCAACUCAUUCCUCUCCUCUUUUUAA
Messenger RNA from Xyrichtys novacula (pearly razorfish), 777 nucleotides. Lineage: Eukaryota; Metazoa; Chordata; Actinopteri; Labriformes; Labridae. The record is from the annotation of a GenBank genome assembly.